CCUCAAGGUUUUUUUCAGACGAUCCUGAACUCAAUGCAUAAAUACCAGCCGAGGUUUCACCUGGUCAGAGCCAACGACAUUCUCAAGUUGCCAUAUUCAACCUUCAGGACGUACGUGUUCAAAGAGACCGAAUUCAUCGCAGUCACGGCAUACCAGAACGAAAAGAUCACACAAUUAAAAAUUGACAAUAACCCCUUUGCGAAAGGAUUCCGGGAUACAGGAGCGGGUAAACGGGAAAAAAAGCAAGCUCUGUUGCAAAGGCCUCAGGAAGAGGGAAAGAAACAGGAAACCAGACAAGACCACGAAGAAGAGAAGUUACUGGAUGUCGUGGGGACAUCUGAACCACCUUUCCGUAUACCACCACAUCAUCAUAGAGGUUGGUUCGCAGGUGAGCCGGAGCCAGGAAGGAGGGGCGAUGGGGACAGCGAAGCUGAAAGCAGUUGCGAGUCCGAGAGUGGCCCGGGUUUUAGACCCCCGACACCGCUAGACCAGCCUGCGGCCCCAGGGCCAUCUGGUAGCCACCACGGAAGCGGAGAGUACCCCUCCCCGAACAUAUCGGUCGGGCCCCCGAUCCACCCAGCACCUCACCUCCUCCCCUACCUUUACUCCCCAGGGCUGUACCCGGGGGCAGGGCCCCACCACCUCCUGGCCCCAGGCCCUCCACUGGGCAGCCUCUUCUCACCCCACCACGGCGUUACCCCAAGCCUCCUCUUCAACGCCCAGCUUGCCUUGGCUGCCCAACACCCAGCAGCCUUCUUCGGCCAAGGAUACCCAGGUCUUCACCCUCGACUUGGAUCCCACCGCUACGCUCCUUACAGCCUCCCACCGAUCGGCGGCUCACCCUCCGCCUUCGAGGCAGUACCCCUGGCCAGCCCAACACCUACAAGGCCGCCUACAUCACCCCCUACUACACCGACACCACCGAAACCGGAGACGACCCCGAGUGAACUGAAGAGUAUAGAAAAGAUGGUGAAUGGACUCGAAGUGAAAACGCCGGACCUUUUGAGCCAUGUGAAAGUGGAAGAUAAGUAGGCUACGUUUAGUGACACACGAUGCCUUUCUUCUCGGACAGUUUCACCUGUAAAUUUCCAGUUUUUAUAUCUAUCUGUGAUUUAAUACGAGGGUCCAUCGAAUUGACUGGAAUCGUCAGAGGCAUCCUCGUCUGAAUAUCUGCCCGAAAAUGGUGCUACUGGCGAAUAUAUUCAUGAAAAGUGCAAGUGUCUAAUGACACGUAUUUUCGAUGUAUGUGAUGUCACAAUAUCACUAUAAUUCUAAAUACCUCAUAAAGAAGAGGUUGCGCUCAUUUUAAGCAAAGGAAAUUUUUUUCUUAGAUCGAUAUCUGGAGUGUCAUACAAGACAAGAACAUUCUGUAAAACGGUUUACUUGUACUAAAUAUUAGAAAGCUUUUGUUAUUUGUGAUAAUGAGUUUUAUAUAUGUUUUGUUUUAUUUACCGUUCAAGGGUGUAAUUGAAUGUUUAUAUAUGUAUUGUACAGAACGUAAUUGUUAUCUUUCGACAUUUCAAUUGAUGGAAAGGUUCUAUCGGUCAUCAUGUUUUCAUUAUCUCUAUUAUUUUUUUGUAUAAUUAUUGACUAAUAUCUAAGUAAUAUAAUUUAUCUGAGCAUCCACAAGCUAAUUAUAUGAUGGAACAAGGAAUAUUGCACAUACUCAUAUAUAAUUAUUGAUUAGAACCUUUUCAUCAUUGAGCCAUAUUUAUUAGUAUACUUGGAUAUACAAUUUAUGUAGUGUAUAUACAAUUUGCAAUAUAGAAAGAUUUUUAAAACUCACUCAAACAAUCAUCAUUCUCCAAUCAGUAGUGAGGUAUUUGGUGUUCCCUCGGGUUUCUGCUUGGGUACAAAACAUUCACAACUGUCGCAAGAGGAAUUGAAAUAUUUCUCUAUAAAUACUUCUAUUUUCUAUGUUCUAUUUUUGUGUAAAGAUAUUGACAGUUUUGAUGUGGAAUCCCAGUAAGAAACCGGCAAUUUAGCUAUGAUUGGUGUAUGUUUUAUGUUUAUAACAGUUUAAAUAAUUGUUGUUUAUGAUCACUUUAUUGAGAUAUGUGGGCUUUCGAGUCGGGCAGGCCGUAUGAAACGUAAUCAAACACACCAGAUUACUUCUACUUCAAAGUGAGAUUGUGUGUGAGUGUCGGUUGUAUUUUAAGUAUAAUAAGCAAUAAACAAAUUGUAAAUAUUGUGCAUCAAACACAUAUAUACAUAUAUCAUUGUAUAUGUGUCUGUGUGUUUCUAUCUUAAAUAUUCGUUAUAUAUUAUAAUAUAGAAGAUUUAUUUACUUUAAUUUGCAGUUAUAAAUGUUUUAAAGAAAAGUUUCCUUUGCUUAUUCAGAAUAGGAAGUGAAAUUCUGGCGUAUUAAAAGUGGAAGUUGUUCGGUUUUAUUGUAUUAUAUUUUAGCCUGUUGAGAAAAAAAAACAAAAAAACAAAAAGAAAAAAAACGACUUACCUUUUGUUAUCCGGAACAGUGAACAAUAUCAUUCGGAUUAUUUUUUAUUCCAAGUGGUUACAACGAGUGCGCGAGUUCUCUUAACAAACUGUUUAAAAAAAAAAAAAAACUCAAGGUACGGAUAAGUCAGGUCCGCGUAGGAUCGCCACAGAGUUUGCCUUAAAUUCACCUUCCACAUGUUCCUCUUAAAAUUAAAAUAUAUUUGCUGUACACUCAAUACAUUAUCUUACUAAUAAGUACUGAAUUUAAUAUAAGAUUCAUGUCAUUUUUUGGGUGACAUUACAACUUUGGGUGCAUGUAUUCUGUUGGAACUAUUUUUUUUUUCUUUUCCUUUUUCAAUUUUUUUUUUCUUUUUUAAAAUGUCUAUUCGUAAAUUCUUAACUUCUUCUUUGUUAUUGUGAAUAAAACAAUAAUGUCGAUAGUUUUCUUAUUUUUUUUUUUGUUUUUUUUUUAAAUAAUAUAUUAACAUAUUCGAAUUUAUUAUUUAAUUAUUAUAUAUAAAUAUUAUAUAUAUGGAUAUAUAUAUAUAAAUAUAAAUAUAUAAAUAUUGAACAUACUUAUAAAUAAGAUUUUAAAUUAUUUCUCUAAUUUGUAUAACAUAUAAAACAUGACAAAUACUCCUUUCUCAAUUGUUGAAGAAUAUAUGUAGAAAUGUAUAUGAUACAUGAUUAUCGCAGCGCCUCCAAUGUUGAUAACGGGUUUAUCCUAUCAAAUCACGGGUAACCCAACCAUCAACGGGAUGUGCUGCCAUCAUUCUAUAAAAUUUGGUGAUUACAUAGUUGUUUAAUUAUACUUCCCCACAGUUGUUUGUUUCUGUCCUAGUUUAUUUGCUAAAAAACAAAAAAAUAAAUAAAACCCCAUUUGUUUCAUUGUCAAGAUCGGUGUGAUUGUAGCAAGGCUUGCACAAAAUUGUUGAGCUGUAUUGUUGUAUCAUCAGACUUUGUAAAUCUUGUACAAUAUUCUGAUGUCAAAGAAAAAAAAUCAAAAAAAUACAAAAAAAAAAAGUGUAUAAUCAAUCAAGUAUAUAUAUUUGAGUGAAAAAGCAGCAAUAAUCAUUAAGCAAAUAGCCUAUUUAAAAUUUAGUAUUGUAUUAUAUUAUGUGAGCAAAUAGUUGUGGCUAUACUUCCAAAACAGUAAAUAAAUGUGAAUAC
Messenger RNA from Nezara viridula (southern green stink bug), 3606 nucleotides. The record is from the annotation of a GenBank genome assembly. Lineage: Eukaryota; Metazoa; Arthropoda; Insecta; Hemiptera; Pentatomidae.